Messenger RNA from Cucumis melo (muskmelon), 456 nucleotides. RefSeq lists its product as uncharacterized. The record is from RefSeq and is a predicted model, not a curated record. Bases 1 to 456 code for a protein of 151 amino acids. Lineage: Eukaryota; Viridiplantae; Streptophyta; Magnoliopsida; Cucurbitales; Cucurbitaceae. The transcript has a single exon.
AUGUCUCUAGCCCAAUCUCCCGACUUCUCUUCCGACGAAAAUGGCUUCCAUAGCAAUGACCUUCACGACGCCGUUUUCGCUACCCAUGGUUGUUGUUUCUGGAUCCCUUGCCUGAGAUCCAAUUCCUCACAGUCAUGGUGGGAGCGAAUUAGGGCUGCCGAUAACGACGAUGAAUGGUGGCUUAGAGGCUGGAAGAGAUUUCGCGAAUGGUCUGAAAUCGUCGCUGGCCCUAAAUGGAAAACCUUCAUUCGUCAAUUUCAUAAGAAUCGAAACCGUCAAUCUACUUUCCGUUACGAUCCCCUCAGUUAUUCUCUUAAUUUCGAUGAAGGUCCGGCUCGUGAAGAUCCUUUCACCGAUGAUUUUGUACGACGUGACUUCUCUACUCGAUUCGCAGCCAUUCCGGCUUCCGCUAAAUCGUCUAUGGACCUUGUUAAGGACAGUCCGUCCUUAAUUUGA